GGGGAGGAACAGUAUAUGUGUGUGUGUGUGGAUUGAUGUAUUGAUUGACUGAUUGAUUGAUUGAUUGAUUGACUGAUCGAUUGAUUGAAUUUGAUGAAUGGAACAAGAAAAAAAAAAAAAAAAAAAACACUUGGAGUGGCGGAGCAGCAUAGGCCACCGUAUGGGGCCUGUGGCGGUGGCGUUGGGGGCAGCGGCGGUGGCAUGGGGGCCAGUGGCAGCGGCGGUGGCGUCAGGGCCAGCGGUGACAAUGGGGGGAGCAACGUCGAUGGGAGGAGGAGGAGGACAGGGAAGGACGAGGAGGGGGAGGAGGACGCGGAAGAAGAGGAGGAGGACGAAGAGGAAGAAGAGGAGGAGGACGGGGAAGAGGAAGAGGGUGAGGAAGAAGAAAAUGAGGAGGAGGAGAAGAGGGGAGUUAUGGUGCAUCAAAAAGAGAAAAGAACCACACGUUCCACGUGGCACGUUCUCCGAGGAAGAUGAGAAGGAUGAGGAGGAGGAGGACAGGCAAGACAACACAGAAAAAGAAGAGGAGGAGGAGGAAGACGAAGAAGAGGAGGAGGGGGCAGAAGAAGUUGUGGCGGGCAAAGGAAAAACAAAAAGCGUCCGUCUUUUACUCCAAUUGCUCUCCCUCUACUUCUUGUUCACUCAGAGGUCGUUCGCUCGUGGCAGUCGUGAUAACGGACUUAGGUUUGACGGCGGGCGAGUGGCAGAGGGAUGGGAGACCACGGACGGCGGAGGGUCAGUCGAGGUUGCAGCGACCAGUCUCGCCGGGCGGUCGUUCGAGGAAUGGGGGAGCAGACUGGACAGAGGGUCGGUAUACGGAUCAGCAACCAGGCUAGCUGGGCGGCCGACCGAGGAAUCAGAGACCAAGCUACCGGUCGAGGUAUCGACGAUGAGACUCCACGGGCUACCGGUCGAGGGACGGGCAACGGGGCUCAGCGGCCUACCGGUCGAGAGACCCUCAGAGUCUAUUUCCCUCACUGAUGAUGGUCAGUCUGUUGGAGAGUGUGGUUCCCAGUUUCCGGUCGUUGUACUAACAACGUCCUCGUGCGGGCGACCGGUCGAGGGAUCGRCUACCUCCCGUACCGGUCGACGGACACCUUCGGCCGACCGAAGGCAUCUGCUGCAGUCGCCGCCCGCCUUACCUACCGAGCCAGCUCUCGACAUCGCUCAGAGGAACCUCUUAAGCUCUCCGAGGUACGUUGUAACCGACCCUGCUUCCCAGCCCGCCAUCCAGCAAGGAAACUCCACCAUAGCUUAUCGUCUCUUCGUCACGGACAUAGCACUCUCUGCCAACGGAUCCCAGCUGUACUACAUAGUCUCGGAGAGGCUUAUCGCAAGAAACACUACCGAUAUGGAGGCUUACAUAAAUCUGAUCAUGUCGUACAGGAAGGCGGACCUUCAACCCAGACUCGCGGGAGUCCCGGCGUCGGGACCAGUCGUGGGGAAGGUGAUCAGCUAUUGGUGGCCCAAAGUGAGUCGGGACGGGACACGUGUCGCGUCCCCGCAGGCCUGCGACCGUACUGUAACGUCCUGUAAUAUGACGAUUCCCGAGGCUAUGGUGGUGUCCCAAUCAGGCGCGCAACUCAUCCUCUCCUCCCGGGUGUCGCCGCCGGACGUAGUCAGCCUCGGAAUCGAAGAUGGGGCCCGAAUCUCCACCGCCAUGUCGGCAGAGAGUUUGCUGACGUUGUCGACGGAUCCGUCGAGAUCGACGGUCUACGCAGCGAGCGACCAACAGAUCCUGGCCAUCGCGGUGGAUCGGUCGGGGAUCCCGACCAACGCACCGAACGUCAAGACAGUCGCGACCUACGAACCCCCACCUGUCGCCGGCGCUGUGGAUCCCAUUCAGCUCGCUCCACAGAGCUUCGUCUCAUCGGAGAACGGCAGCUGCUUGUACAUCAUCGACAACACCCAUCGCCAGCUCCUGGCCCUGGGCAUCAACGCAACCACCCGCCGGUCCCGCUCCCCCUCCACUCCCAAUUUCGUCAAGGUUGCUGAGGGAUUGAAUCGGAACAAGACGGUCUUCAUGCAGACUAUGGUCACGACAUUGGACGGUUGCAAUGUGUUCAUCACGGAUGUUGGUCGGGAUGGGUUCCGUGGCUACCUGCGAUGGGUGAAGGUGAGGUCGCCAUGCGGAGCAGGGGGAAGCGUGGAGAUGGUGGCCAGCUAUGCAGGCCAGAGUAUGUGGGGACUAGCUCUGCUGGAGAGGGAGGAGGAGACACUACUCUACGUUGGGACUAGCAACGGGGAGGUGAUCGAGCUGCAAGUUAACAAGUCCUACUUGCACUCCUGCGUCCCGUUCCGGCCAAGGCCCCCCACACCUCCUCCAUCCACAUCUUCAUCGCUGUCUCCUCUUCUUCCUCCCUCCUCGUCAUCACCAACACCUCCGGAUCGCCUCAUAUCCCUUCCCCCUCUUUCGACGCCAGUCGGCGACUCCAUCAGCUCAGAACCUCUCCCGAUCGGGUCCAAACCUGCUGCUACUGCUCCGCUCUCCACUCUUACCGAUCCCUCAUCCUCCCGCGUGCUCCGCCUCGUGCUGAUUAUCGCCCUCCCCGUGACAGCUAUCAGCAUCGUGGCCGCUGUCCUACUUUUCCUCUGGCGCUACUCCAUUGUGCGCCGAGCCAAUAGAGAUGACAACCAGCUCGCUCCCAGAGACAAAGAAGUACGAGGAGACGGAGGAGGAGGCGGAGGAGGAGGGUGGAGGCAAGAAAGAGGAGGACGAGGGCAAGGGGGAGGAAGAGGAGGAAGAGGAGGAGGAGGAGGAGGAGGAGGAGGAGGAGGAGGAGGUUUUUUCUUCUCCUCAUCCACUCCCACUCCCUCGUCUUUGACACCGUCAUCGGGUACUACGUCCACCGCGUCCGUAAGCUCAAGGAACCGUCGUCUUGAUCCCGCUAAUGUGCGGGAGUUCGAGCUCGCCACCUUGCAACAGCUCACAGACAACUUCAGCACCGAGUACCGUAUAGCUGAGAGGGGGGGAUACGGAGAAGUGUACCGCUGUUCUCUGGAGAACAAAGAGCUGGCCAUCAAGGUGAUGACGGGGGAUCUAACUGCGGUGAAGCGAAAUCAGUUCAUUGCGGAGGUGAACACGCUCACCAGAGUGCACCAUGCAAACCUCAUUCCUCUCGUGGGAUACUGCCAGGAGGGUUACCGAUCGAUCCUCGUCUAUCCGUACUUCAAGGGCGGGAGUUUGUGCGGUCGUAUACAUCGAAGCACCCGCCAAGACAAGAAGACGGAGAGGGACGGAGAGAGGGAGUGGAGAGGCAGUCCACCUCCUCCUACUACUACUACCCCUCCUCCACCUGCUCCUCCUCCUCCUCCCUUGACUCUCGUCGAACGCAUGUGCAUUGCUUAUCAGAUUGCCAAAGGCAUUGCCUAUCUCCACGAGGGAGCUAGUCCCCCCAUCAUCCACAGAGACAUCAAGAGUGCCAACGUGCUUCUUGGCGAUGGCGUCGGGGAGGAGAUCCACGUCGUCGUCGCCGACUUCGGCUUGGCCGCCAUUGGUGAGAAGGUCUUCGAGACAGGACACGAGCACAUCGUGAACACCUCCCACGUGGGCGGGACCUUUGGCUACAUGUCUCCUGAGUACAUGCUGCUCGGUGAGCUAUCGGAGAAGAACGACGUGUAUGCCUACGGCGUUCUCAUCUUGGAGAUGCUCUCGGCUCGCAAAGUCGUCACGCCGACCGACACCGGCGCUGGCUGGCAGACCAUCAUUGAGUGGAUCCGACCGUUCCUGACGGAGCGACCAGCUAGGAGGUGUAGUCCUAAUCGUGACAAACCCUUACGACAACAUGAUCCCGAUCCCGACCAUGAGGUAGAAGGGGAUGAUCGGGAUAACAUACAACAUGAUUCCGAUCCCGACCGUGAGGUAGAAGAGGCCGAUCGGGAUAACAUGCCGAAUGCGGUGCUGGACACGUGUCUGCAUGCUGAGGUGGAGAGCAUACCCUUGAUGAGGAAGGUGGUGAUGGAUACCCUGCAGCUGGCAAUCGAGUGCACCCACGAGAAGGACGUGAUGCGGCCCGGGAUGAGCGAGGUGGUAGAGCGUCUAAGGAAAAUCAUGGCCGAGGCAAAGAUACGCAGUCGAGCUGGAUGAUGAUUGAUCGGUUGAUUGAUUAGUGAG
Molecule: messenger RNA, 4114 nt
Organism: Chara braunii
Lineage: Eukaryota; Viridiplantae; Streptophyta; Charophyceae; Charales; Characeae
Source: the annotation of a GenBank genome assembly